This is a messenger RNA of Salarias fasciatus (jewelled blenny), 1443 nucleotides long. RefSeq names its product sodium-coupled neutral amino acid transporter 3-like. NCBI's taxonomy places the organism in Eukaryota, Metazoa, Chordata, Actinopteri, Blenniiformes, Blenniidae. The coding region runs from base 17 to 1309 and encodes 430 amino acids. Gene Ontology annotation, biological process: serine transport; glycine transport; L-glutamine transport. Gene Ontology annotation, cellular component: plasma membrane. The transcript is spliced from 15 exons. The record is from RefSeq and is a predicted model, not a curated record. Gene Ontology annotation, molecular function: glycine transmembrane transporter activity; L-glutamine transmembrane transporter activity.
UACUGGAACAGUCGCUAUGGAACUACAGAAGCUUUCGAACGGGAACCACCAUGAAGCCGCCGGGUCUCCGGAGGGCGGAGUCCCACACGAGGAAGAGAUGUUUCAGCAGCAGAAGAUAGACGACGGUUCGAAGACACCCCAGUUCACAGACUUCCACGGAGAAACCUCUUUUGGGAUGUCAGUCUUUAACCUGAGCAAUGCUAUAAUGGGCAGCGGCAUCCUGGGACUGUCUUACGCCAUGUCCAACACCGGCAUUGUGCUUUUCCUGAUUCUGCUGACGUGCAUCGCCUGUCUGUCCUGUUACUCCGUCCACUUGCUGCUACGGAGCGCAGGAGUUGUGGGUAUCCGUGCCUACGAGCAGCUCGGUCUGCGAGCUUUUGGACAACCAGGGAAGAUUUUGGCCGCUGUCGCCAUUACUCUUCAUAAUAUUGGAGCCAUGUCCAGCUACCUGUUCAUAGUGAAGUACGAACUGCCAUUGGUCAUCCAAGCCUUUCUGGGCCAAACGACAACUUCAGAUGACUGGUUUAUGAAUGGGAACUACCUCAUUAUCAUCGUGACUGUGUGCAUCAUCCUCCCUCUGGCCAUGAUGAGACACUUAGGCUACCUGGGUUACACCAGCGGGUUCUCCCUCACCUGCAUGGUUUUCUUCCUCUCUGCGGUCAUUUACAAGAGGUUUAAUAUUGCCUGUCCUCUGGAAGUGUUUGGGAACUACUCCAUGAACUCAACCGUCCCAGAGGGCACGUGCACAGCGAAAUUAUUCACCAUCAACCCGGAGACUGCCUACACCAUCCCCAUCCUGGCCUUCGCGUUCGUGUGCCACCCCGAGGUUCUCCCAAUCUACACCGAGCUGAGCAACCCGACCAAGAAGAGAAUGCAGAACAUCGGAAAUGUCUCCAUCCUGGGAAUGUUCAUCAUGUACUUCUUCACGGCCAUAUUUGGAUAUCUGACUUUCUACGAGAACACAGAGGCUGAGCUGCUCCAUACCUACAACAAGGUGGACCCUCUGGACACUCUGAUCCUGUGUGUCCGUCUGGCUGUGCUGGUGGCUGUAACUCUGACUGUACCUGUGGUCUUAUUCCCGAUCGCCGGGCCCUCCUGCAGCUGCUCUUCCCCGGGAGGCCUUUCCACUGGGCGCGACACAUCGCCAUCGCCGUCUGCCUGCUCUCUGCGUCAACCUGCUGGUCAUCCUCGUCCCCAACAUCCGGGACAUCUUUGGCAUCACUGGGGCCACCACUGCUCCCACCCUCAUCUUCAUUCUCCCCGGACUCUUCUACAUCAGGAUCAUCCCUUCCAACCAGGAGCCCCUUAGCUCCAGACCAAAAAUCCAGGCUGCGGUUUCACUGCGCUGGGCUUCAUUUUCAUGAGCAUGAGUCUGACCUUCAUUGCAAUCGACUGGAUCACCGGCGUGAAGCGGAAGUCACGGCGGCCAUUAAGGAGCAGAGC